Chaetomium globosum CBS 148.51 is the source of this 756-nucleotide messenger RNA. RefSeq lists its product as uncharacterized. The transcript has 3 exons. Bases 1 to 756 code for a protein of 251 amino acids. NCBI's taxonomy places the organism in Eukaryota, Fungi, Ascomycota, Sordariomycetes, Sordariales, Chaetomiaceae. Gene Ontology annotation, cellular component: eukaryotic translation initiation factor 4F complex; cytoplasm. The record is from RefSeq and is a predicted model, not a curated record. Gene Ontology annotation, molecular function: RNA 7-methylguanosine cap binding; translation initiation factor activity. Gene Ontology annotation, biological process: translational initiation.
AUGGCGGAACAAGUCGACCUUACUACCAUCCCCAUCUCGCCCGAUGGUGGUAACAACCCCGAAGCCGCCGCCAAGGAGGCCGCCGAGGACAACGAUAAGACUGUCACCGUUUUCCACGACAAGGAUAACUUCAACGUGAAGCACCCCCUCACAAAUAGGUGGACUCUCUGGUUUACCAAGCCGGCGAGCGGAAAGGGCGAUAACUGGAAUGACCUGUUGAAGGAGGUAAUCACCUUCGAGUCGGUAGAAGAAUUCUGGGGCGUCUACAACAACAUCUCCGCUGUGUCCGACCUUGCCCUCAAGUCGGAUUACCAUCUCUUCAAGGAGGGUGUGCGGCCAGAGUGGGAGGACCCGCAAAACAAGCAUGGUGGCAAGUGGUCUUUCCAGUUCAAGGAGAAACGGACGGUCAACAUUGAUGAGCUUUGGCUGCACACCAUGCUUGGCGCCAUUGGCGAGACGCUGGAGGAUGAGGAGGACGGCGAGGUGAUGGGCGUCGUUGUCAACGUCCGGAAGGCAUUCUAUCGUAUCGGUGUCUGGACCCGAACAACGGGUCGCCACAUUCCCGGCCGCGGCGACGGUGACAUCGCCGGUGGCAAGGGCCGGUCGAGUGAGAAGGGCAAGGAGAUCCUGAUGUCCAUUGGGCGUCGGUUCAAGGCCGUUCUCAAGCUGCCCGCCAACGAGGUCAUCGAGUUUUCGGGUCACACUGACAGCGCCCACAGCGGCAGUACCCGUGCGAAGGCCAAGAUGGUGGUAUAA